Haliotis rufescens (red abalone) is the source of this 2842-nucleotide messenger RNA. RefSeq names its product neuronal acetylcholine receptor subunit alpha-10-like. Bases 754 to 2250 code for a protein of 498 amino acids. NCBI's taxonomy places the organism in Eukaryota, Metazoa, Mollusca, Gastropoda, Lepetellida, Haliotidae. The record is from RefSeq and is a predicted model, not a curated record. Gene Ontology annotation, cellular component: postsynaptic membrane; synapse; neuron projection. The transcript has 7 exons. Gene Ontology annotation, biological process: monoatomic ion transmembrane transport; regulation of membrane potential; signal transduction. Gene Ontology annotation, molecular function: acetylcholine-gated monoatomic cation-selective channel activity; transmembrane signaling receptor activity.
AUUCAACACAGGUCCAUGUGAAGCGUAUGCACAAGGGUUCAAUUCGACGUUUCCGUUUCACACUCUCUGCAGUUAUUUCCCAAUCCUUUUUACAAUACGUCCAUGCAUUUGCACGUCUCUUUGAUAAUGGCUUAAAUUGAGUGGACAGACGUGUAUGCCUUGUCAGGAUUGCCUUUUGAUUGUAUGCUUCGCCGGAGACACAAGGAACCGUGUGAUCAUUGAUAAAAACUACAUGCACACUAUUCUGAAACACGAUUUUCAUUUCCAACUCCUUUUCAACCAAGAAACAGUUAAAGCAUAUACGUUUGUAAUGAUGCAAAUACCACCAGGAAAGGCUGUCUGGGAACAUAUAGUGUGGUGUGGGUAGGACCGUGGCAAGCCCAUGCACAAGAGAUUAAAAUGUUAUGGAGUUAUAGAAGUGCAUUGUUUUCACACCAGGGAAGAGGAUAUUACAUUUCCCAACAGACAGCAACAAAUGAAACAAUCUCCACGGAAUAACAACUACUUCACGAAUGGUCCUGUUGGUUGUAACAAUUGCCAGGACCAAGAACUUGUAUUGAGUAUGAUACACCUGUGUCCAGACUAGCCCGCUGCGAGGGGAUGUGUUAAUUUUGUAAAAUAGAAAGUGAUUCUGUGAAAUAGGAAGAAGGCAUCAAUCUUUUUUGCGGGACAGAAGGGUAAUGGAAUGAGAUAUGCAAUAUAUGUAAGGCUAUCAUAUGCUGGCUGCGGAAGCAUGAUACUGCACGAUUCAAGAUGGCGAGAAUAGAAGUCCUGGUUGGGUUGUCGUUCUUGGUAUGCUUCAACAAAGGAGUGUCGGCAGAGAAAGAGUAUCAAAUUUGCAUCAACAAGAGUGCUCCAAUACUGACGGAUGAGCAGAAACUGUACAUGUCCCUGAUGGCGGGGUACGACAGACAUACCCGCCCCGUCUACAACGCCUCGCACUCCGUCGACGUGUACAUUGGCAUUACAUUAACACAAGUAUUUGACGUGGACGAGAAAAAUCAGGUUUUGACUACAAACAUUUGGCUAGAUCAGGAAUGGAAGGAUGAGAAACUGUACUGGGACCCGGGCGACUACAACGGGUUGAAGGUGCUUAGGAUUCCAUGCAGCGAGAUUUGGAAACCCGAUAUCGUGCUGUAUAACAGCGCCGAGGACUAUACAAAUGGUUACAUGCAGGCUCUAGCUAUGGUACAAGCAGAUGGCACCGUGUUCUGGCCCCCUAUCGUCAAACUUAGAAGCACUUGUCAGAUCGACAUCACUUACUUCCCGUUUGAUGACCAAGUCUGCAAAAUGAAGAUCGGAUCCUGGGCAUAUGAUGGCUUUCAGGUGAAUGUCUACAACAGAUCGGCGACCGCCGUGGAUCUGUCAAACUACGUAGAAAAUGGAGAAUGGGACUUAGUAAGCGUUGAAGCAAUCCGUAAUGUGGUGUACUACCAGUGCUGCCCAGAACCGUUCCCUGACGUCACCUUCACCAUUCACCUCCGCCGUCGUACGCUGUACUACACCUACAACGUCAUAACGCCUUGCAUUAUGUUGUCGACGUUGACGUUGUUGGUUUUCUGGAUGUCACCCGAGAGUGGGGAGAAGGUCACACUUGGUUUGACGGUUCUUCUUGCGUUCUCAGUGUUUAUGCUGCUUAUUGCUGAGAACAUGCCCGCUACUUCAAGCUUUGUUCCCCUCAUAGGUAUCUAUUUGACAAGUGUAAUGUCCUUGACAUCUUUCUCCGUAAUCCUGGCGGUGACAGUGUCUAACAUUAGCAGUCAUGGGCGGAAAGAAAUCUCAGUACCGAGAUGGCUCAAGAAACUUGUUAUCAUCCUCGCCAGAAUAAUGUGCAAACGGCUGUAUUUCAUCCGGCCAGUAUUAGCUAACGAGGGGGAGGUUCUUCGAAGUGGAAUGAGAGGCGGCAGGCAGUUCUAUAAAGGAACGGAAAAUAACUUUUCAAACGAUUCUGGUUGUGGCUUAAUAGAUUACGAAAAUGGCGAACCAACGUCUCAUAGAAGAUUAGAUAACGUGAACACUCGGCGAGAGUUUAGGAACGUUGGUGACUUUGACGAGGUUUUGGCGAGGCUUCAAGAACUGAUUUUUCGAGAGGAGGAAAAAGAGAAGGAAGACAACAUGUGCCGGGAAUGGCAAGAAGCUGCGGAAGUGAUCGACAGAUUUAUGUUCUGGAUUUUUAUCACAGGUACCGUGUCAGUGACUCUUGUUCUACUUAUUGUCUUGCCUAUGACAAAAGCAGACAAAACAACGUGAAUGUUAAUGCCAGUACAUCUAACUUCAAGUCAUUCGCUUCCAACGAACGAUUUAUGGUGCAUUAUAUGUUUUCGUGGUAUUUUCAGGAACAGAUGCUGAGUCCUUUGAAUAGAAACUACGGUUAUUGUCGGAUACAAUGAUUUACUGAUGCUCCUAGCUUAGAUGUGACGUUUGAAUUAGUGUUUUUUUGUUACUCAUAUUUAACUUUAACAUAACCUGUUACAUCGACAGUGGUUUGUCUUUUUGUAUAAAAAACUAAUGUUAUUAUACUCUUCAAUUAGUGAUACUAUCUGUAUAUAUGUAUACACAUGCUUUAUUUCACUUGUUUUCGGUGUAACCGAUGAUGAAUGAUCCUAAAUGUUGCUUAUCCUGUCAAUACUGCUUAACCAUAUUGUUAACUAAUUAUACCAAUGUGACUACUUACGUAAUGUAACUGACGAAGUUGUUACCAAUCAUAUUAAGAACAAAAUCGGUGUGUUAAGAGACAUAGGCGAACAAGGGACUAUGUCAAAGUAUAUUUUAGACACAAUAUAGACAUCGAACAUGAUAUGUAAAUGUAGAAGAUUGUUGUAAAUAAAUAAUGUGUAUUUUU